CGUGCCCGGGCUGAAGUGAGCGCACAAAAUGUUGCGGGACAUUUCUCGCGGCAGCGGCAACAUAUGUGGCGCAGGGAAAAUUCUUGGGCAUUGAACUAAGCUCAUUAUAUCCUGAGAAUUUACAGGGUGGCUUUCUGCACAAGGAGAAUUCGCAAUGGGCGCCGCCGUACAUGGUCGGCGCUUGCCCAAACGCGGGCUCACGCACAGUCUCUUUCCCUCUCGCGCGCCUAGUGCCCAACGUGCUCUUGUCCUGGUCAGGCAGCUGUAACCUGCAAACAUGGGCCACAACGACGUCUGGAACAGCCACCCCAAGGGCUACGGCCAGGGCUCGCGCCACUGCCGUGUGUGCAACAACAACCACGCGCUCAUCCGCAAGUAUGGCCUGAACAUCUGCCGUCAGUGCUUCCGCGAGAAGGCCGCUGACAUCGGCUUCGUCAAGUACAAGUAAAAUGCCCGAAUGUUGGGUAUCUAGCUCACACGGCAGUUUGUAAGGUGCUGAGGCGUUGA
Molecule: messenger RNA, 507 nt
Organism: Chlamydomonas reinhardtii
Lineage: Eukaryota; Viridiplantae; Chlorophyta; Chlorophyceae; Chlamydomonadales; Chlamydomonadaceae
Product: ribosomal protein S29
Exons: 4
Coding region: 278-448 (56 amino acids)
Biological process (GO): translation
Cellular component (GO): cytosolic small ribosomal subunit; ribosome
Molecular function (GO): structural constituent of ribosome; zinc ion binding
Source: RefSeq, a predicted model, not a curated record